Phragmites australis (common reed) is the source of this 817-nucleotide messenger RNA. RefSeq lists its product as uncharacterized. NCBI's taxonomy places the organism in Eukaryota, Viridiplantae, Streptophyta, Magnoliopsida, Poales, Poaceae. The record is from RefSeq and is a predicted model, not a curated record. The coding region runs from base 94 to 585 and encodes 163 amino acids. The transcript has a single exon.
CUCUCUCCGUCUCUGCAUCGCAAGACAAUCGAAAGUGCAAGUGUUGUCAGCUAGUAGCUCUCGAGCCUUGUAACCGAGCUCAGUAGCUCACCAAUGGCUUCCACCUCGAGCAUCCCCGCAAUGGCCCUCGUCGUGGCCCUCAUGCUAGUCCUCGGAAGCGGCACUUGCUGCCAUGCGGCUCGCCGGCUUGCCGACGGCACCGCCGAGGCCACGGCGCCGGCUGCCGUACCGGGCAUCCCGGCCCUGCCGAAACCGACGGUGCCGGCGGUUCCUACCGUGCCAUCGAUGCCUGCUGUGCCCGCGGUCACCGUGCCACCAAUGCCGGCGGUCCCCGCGGUGACUCUGCCACCGAUGCCUGCGGUGACCGUGCCGCCGAUGCCUGCCGUGCCAACGGUGCCCGUGGUGCCCACCGUGCCGAGCGCCGCGCUGCCGCCCGUUCCCGCCGUCGUCGUGCCGACCGUGCCCAAGGUGACGCUGCCGCCGAUGCCGUCGGUUCCUGCCAUCCCGAAGGUGACGCUGCCUCCGAUGCCUUCCAUCCCCGGCGUGCCAACAAUGCCCUUCCUCGCGCCACCUCCUAAGGCCUGAGCAAGACACGUCAUGCACGUAUGCAUAUCGGCUUGUCUGUUCACUCUCGGCAGUUCUACGCACAGAUAUUGUGUUCUGUUUUGCAUUGUUGUUUUCCAUGUGAUGGCUGCUCCCAUAUUUUUGUGUAAAGUUUGCGAGUUCAUUUUGUCAUUAUGUAUGUAUGCACGUAUUCACGUAUAUAUGUAUGAUCUUACUUUUGAUUAAUGGGAGAUUAUCUAUAAUUUAUCUUGGA